Messenger RNA from Pristis pectinata (smalltooth sawfish), 1064 nucleotides. RefSeq names its product glutamine amidotransferase class 1 domain containing 1 (gene gatd1). The transcript is spliced from 8 exons. Lineage: Eukaryota; Metazoa; Chordata; Chondrichthyes; Rhinopristiformes; Pristidae. Bases 109 to 756 code for a protein of 215 amino acids. The record is from RefSeq and is a predicted model, not a curated record.
AGGCAAUAGGAGCAGUGGGCGGAGGGCCCGGGGAGUACGAGAGCUGUGAGCAGAGGUUCCGCCGCAGGUUGCUGUGUGGCUGAGGGUUCCGGUGCGGAGUCCCCGGCCAUGUCUUCCAAACCUAGCUGCCUGAUGGUGUUGAGCGCAGCCGCUGGAGGAGUAUCUGCACAGUCCUUCCAUCAUUCUUUUAUGCUGUGUAGCACAGCUUUUAACCUGCAGAUUGCCACUCCAGGGGGGAAGCCAAUGGAAUUUGUGGAGCUGGAUGAGAAUAAUAUUCGUUGGAUAAAUGAUUUUCGCAUGAAGCCAUAUGCCAACCCGGCUAAGUUGGAGUCAAUUGACGGUGCUAGGUACAACGCUAUCUUGAUUCCUAAUUGUCCUGGUGCUAUGGUAGACCUUGCAACCAGUGGAUAUCUGGCCAAGAUUCUUCAGAAUUUCUGUGCUGAGAAAAAGCCAAUUUGUGUGGUGGGACAUGGAGUUGCUGCUUUGUGCUGUGCUACCAACCAGGAAAAGUCAUGGAUAUUUCAGGGCUAUAGCAUGACUGGACCCUCUGUCUUUGAGCUAGUGAGGAGAAAAGAUUUUGCAAGCCUUCCAGUCAUUGUGGAGGAUUUUGUGAAAGACUCAGGAGCCACAUUCAGUGCUAGUGAACCAGAUGCAGUCCAUGUGGUGGUCGACAGACACUUAAUAACCGGGCAGAAUGAUCAAUCUACCCUCAUUGCUGUCCAGAACCUCAUUCUAUUCUGUAAUGUCAGGAAAUGAUUGCACUUUAAUUCAUGAUUUUAUUGAGAACCAGUGGAUUGGCUGGUAAACAGGAAAUGCGGAAUCUCAACUUCCAGCUCCAAUGGUGGAAGCAAGGGCCAACAAAUGCAUGUCAGGCAAAAAACCAAUUCCUGAAGGUGCACCAACCCUGGUGAAGAAGUCUGCCAAAUAUUUAAUUUUCAACUCCGUGUUAGUGCGUGCAAAAGACUGUAAAUUUCUAAUAAGUCAGAAAAAGCAACAAAAAAUAUGUGGUUUAGUAAUGUUGAACCUGCUUGUGGUAAGUGACCAAAUAAAUGUUCUGAAUUAAA